AUAUAGUGCACUGAAAUAUAUAAGGCAUUUGCUUAUAACUGUGGCUGAGAACGCCCUUCGCUGUUCAGAUCACGACUUCAUCUUCUCUCGCAGCCAUAUUAUACUAAGCAAAGUGCUUGUUAGGUCAAGAUGUCCACCACCAUGACCACCACCACGACCGCCUUGCCAGCUGAACCGACCACGCUCUAUUACUACCUUGAGGUGAAGGAUGGCGGCAUCAUUCAAACCUAUCCGGGCACUGCGUUCGAGAAACGCAGGAAGCAUGUUCCUCAUGAUAUGAACAUCAAUGAUCUGCGCCCUGUCCGUGACGAAUUCACAGUUGAUAAAUGUGGAUUUGAAUUGGUCAACUUCAAAUCAGGAGUCAAGGACUUCGGGGACGAAGAAAAAACGAAGGAAGUCUUCUACCCUGAGAUCAAAUCUUUGAUCAAGAAAGUUACUGGCGCCAACGACGUCCACAUCAUAUCGCAUAUGUGCCGACGAGCCACGACCGCCGACUCUCAAGAGGAUGCCAAGGGCAAGUCCGACACUGACUUCGUCACACUCAACAACCCAGCGAGAUUCGCCCACUGCGAUCAAUCCUACCGCGGUGCUGAACAGCUAUUGUUCUUGAACCUUCCCGAGGAGGAGGCCGAGCGAAGAGUCAAGAAGAGAUGGGCCAUCAUGAACGUCUGGGCCCCAAUCGAGAAGACCGUCCAUCGCGACCCCUUGGCAUUCUGCGACUUCCGUACCAUUGACGAGAAUGAUUUCCGUACCGUCGUUGCCAACCUACCACCAUCAGGAAAAGGCGAGUACGCAAACGUGUCAAAGAACUUUUCCCAUAAGCCCCGAGCCGAAUACUCAUCCAACGGCGAGAAAGGGGCCCGGUACGAGGUUACCAACCUAGCACACAACCCCGGACAGAAGUGGUACUACGCCAGUGACAUGACACCAGAGGAGGCGUGGGUCUUCAAGAUCUUCGACUCCAAGACCGAUGGCCGAGCCAAGUGUGCGGUACACUCUUCCUUCCCUCUUCAGGACCAACCAGAGCGUGGUGAGCCAAGAACAAGUGUCGAGAUCCGCACGUUUGUUUUCUGGGACGAGGAGGAAUCGGCCUAGAUGGGUCCUUUGCAAGAUUAGUGCCAACGUAUAUAAUUCCUGCAAUCAUGAUGUGAGUAUAGCGCAUAAUUGUCAUCCUUCAAUUGGAAAGAUCUUCCACGGUCGUUUGUAAAGUGCAGCCACUUUCCUAGUUGUCAAAUCAGACUGA
This is a messenger RNA of Exophiala viscosa, 1243 nucleotides long. RefSeq lists its product as uncharacterized. The coding region runs from base 130 to 1095 and encodes 321 amino acids. The transcript is spliced from 4 exons. The record is from RefSeq and is a predicted model, not a curated record. Gene Ontology annotation, molecular function: oxidoreductase activity. NCBI's taxonomy places the organism in Eukaryota, Fungi, Ascomycota, Eurotiomycetes, Chaetothyriales, Herpotrichiellaceae.